UCGUAUUAUCAGGUUUAGGGGACGAGAUAAAAUACAAAAGAACAAUGAAAGUGAUUUUGCAUUUUGAAUUAUAAUAAUUGCGUCUUGAAAGAAACAAACAAGUUGAAAACUGAUAGCUUAUAUUAUAAAAGUGUUUACGAAAGAAUCUAAAAUUUAAAAGAAUAUUAAAUCACUAAAAAUGACUUUGAUUAUUUAUUCUAUUGCAUUUCUAAUUGCAAUUAUAAGUCAAAACUCUGAUGCCACAGAUGUUUUUGAAUUUCAAGACUGUAGUAACGGAAAAGGAAUUGCGAACUUUUCUAACAUAUCUGUAAAUCCACAUCCUAUUCCAUUGAAUGACAUCAUCAAUAUAUCUGCUGAUAUAACUCUUCAUCAAGACAUUCCAGAUGGAGCGGUAAUCAAAACAAACUUAUAUAAAGUAACCAGUCUGUUCGGGUUUACAAUUAAUAUUCCUAUACUUUGUAUUGGAGGUUACGGAUCCUGUUCUACGGAGCACUGCGAGUACUUGAAUACUAUGGAGAUUGUGUGUCCUUUCUUUCCAGGAGAUGAAAAAUGCGGUUGUCCAGUGAAGGCAAACAGAUACAGAGGAUAUAAUGUGCCCGUGAGAAUACCAGAGAUUGGAUCUAUCUUAAAGGCACUGGCAAGGGGUCAUUUCAAAUAUGAAUUGAGAAUAGUUACGAAGGAAAAAGCGAAAGAACUAAUUUGUAUUUCAAUAACUGGGAAAAUUGUUUGAAAUUAUUAAAUUUCGCUAAAAGAGCCAAGAAUUUUUUAAUGUAUCAUCAAAAAACAUCAAAAUAAAAUAAGU
Molecule: messenger RNA, 802 nt
Organism: Parasteatoda tepidariorum (common house spider)
Lineage: Eukaryota; Metazoa; Arthropoda; Arachnida; Araneae; Theridiidae
Source: RefSeq, a predicted model, not a curated record